Molecule: messenger RNA, 547 nt
Organism: Schistocerca cancellata (South American locust)
Lineage: Eukaryota; Metazoa; Arthropoda; Insecta; Orthoptera; Acrididae
Exons: 3
Coding region: 9-539 (176 amino acids)
Biological process (GO): transmembrane transport
Molecular function (GO): transmembrane transporter activity
Source: RefSeq, a predicted model, not a curated record
UCGUGGACAUGAUGUUCAUGACGUUGCUGCCGUUGUACCUGUUCCACAACAACCUCAGCCGCGAGGAAUCCGCAUUCUGCAUGUCAGUUGCGGGCGUGGCGGACCUGCUAGGGCGAUUCACCCUUGUGGUAAUAGGGGCCUGUUGCAUCCCCAACAACAGAAUCUUAUUCCUCAUCAGUGCUGCCGUGUCUGUUCUCCUCAGAACAAUGUACAUCUUCUUCGCGGAUUACACGUCCGUUAUGGUGCUGUCAGCAUUGCUGGGCUACUCCAAGUGCUUCAUCCUGUGCGUAUUCACACUGGUCCUGGGAGAGGUGUGCAGCCCGGAUCGCUUCCCCGCUGCCUUCGGACUGCAGAGUGUCUUCACUGGGCUCCUCAACGUCGCCUUCGGGCCUCUCCUAGGUAAACUAAAGGAUUUGACUGGCAGCUUUAGUUCAAGUAUCUGGGUUCUUACCGUCCUUGGCCUGCUGUGUGUAAUACCGUGGACCCUGGAGCUUGCUGUGACCGAAAUUAGACAACGAAAGAAGAUGGCGAACGUGUGAAAGGAAGC